AUGGAUAUCUCUUUUGAACAGAAUAUUUGCCUCAUCAUACCAACGAUAGUUUCAUUAUCUCUUGAACAUCUGUCUAUUGUGGGUAGCCGUUGCUACUUCGAUCAUCUAGCUCAUCUGUAUGAACAUACUCCUCGUUUACAAUAUCUCAACGUGGAUAUUUGGGACUCUGAUGACGAUGAUCCUCAACUCCCAUUUGCGGUUCUGUCAAUGAUUACAUUGAAAUUUGCAUGUCAAACCUCAGCAAGGCUAGUAACUUCUCUUUUGCAAAAGACGCCCAGUUUGAAUCAUUUGACAGUUGAAACAAAAGGCAUUAGUAUGGAUGGGCAACUAUGGGAACUAACCAUAGUUAAUUAUUUGCCGAAGCUAAAAGUGUUUCAACUUAAAAUGCAGUUGGAAUUUAUUAAUCAUGACAAUAUGGAACAACAAAUCGAGCAAUUACUUGACUCAUAUCGAAGUCAAUUUUGGCUCAAGGAACAUAAAUGGUUUGUUCAAUGCUAUUGGAAUCCAGAGGACGAUGCUGGUUCUGUUUAUCUACAUACGUUACCAUAUGGCUUUGAUGAUUUUGAUCUUAAUAUUCAUGAUGGUAGCCUCGUAUUCAAAUCGACUACUCCUCGUGAUGAUGAUUAUUGCUCGUAUAGUCGUGUGCGUAAUCUCUAUUAUUGUUAUUAUUCAACCGAAAACACAAUUUUUGCUUGCAUUCACUUUUCCAAUAUUCGCCACAUAACGUUAACGCUUCCCUAUAAUGAUCAUCUUCAAUCUGCAGUACCUCGACUCUAUAAUUUGGUUUCUCUCGACGUACGAAUGAACACUUGGUGCCCCCAUGAUAAUGAUCUACCUCAGCUACAAGCUGUGCUCGAUCGAGCACCUCGUCUCUAUUCACUGAAAUUCGGCUCCUGGGCGUCAUCAGCUUCACAAACCAAACAGGCAAACAAGCUGCUAAACCCGCUAGGCAUAGAAGCCAGAGUUGCGAUACAAGUCUAG
Molecule: messenger RNA, 981 nt
Organism: Didymodactylos carnosus
Lineage: Eukaryota; Metazoa; Rotifera; Eurotatoria; Philodinida; Philodinidae
Source: the annotation of a GenBank genome assembly